This is a messenger RNA of Striga asiatica, 2328 nucleotides long. The record is from the annotation of a GenBank genome assembly. Lineage: Eukaryota; Viridiplantae; Streptophyta; Magnoliopsida; Lamiales; Orobanchaceae.
CUGCAACACGCCAUCAUCUCCGUAGGACUGGUAAAAUGCAGGCCUCCAACAAUUGAAGUCUCGAUCCCCGGCGGCGAGGACAGCGAGUCAGGAGCGACUUACACUAUGCUACACCUCAAAAAAGUUGAGCAGUGGCGUAUCUCGCACUUUAUCAACCCACAGAUACUUCAGGAGCAAUUUGCAUGUCGUUCGAAGGAUGUUGGAGUAAUUGCUGAAGUCUUAAAUUCAUGCCUUGACCCUCAAGAGGAUGAAGAUGAGGCUGACGAGGACGAGGAACAUAUGUUUCAUAAUGAACAGGAGCGAUUUGCAUGUUCAACUGGUGAUGGAGAAAGUAGAGAAGUCCUAAACGAUCCAAAGGUAGAUGAGGAUGAACAACUUAGGCAGGAGCAAUUUGCAUGUCGUUCGAAGGAUGUUGGAGUAAUUGCUGAAGUCUUAAAUUCAUGCCUUGACCCUCAAGAGGAUGAAGAUGAGGCUGACGAGGACGAGGAACAUAUGUUUCAUAAUGAACAGGAGCGAUUUACAUGUUCAAUUUGUGAUGGAGAAAGUAGAGAAGUCCUAAACGAUCCAAAUGAGGAUGAGGAUGAACAACUUGGGCAGGAGCAAUUUGCAUGUCGUUCGAAGGAUGUUGGAGUAAUUGCUGAAGUCUUAAAUUCAUGCCUUGACCCUCAAGAGGAUGAAGAUGAGGCUGACGAGGACGAGGAACAUAUGUUUCAUAAUGAACAGGAACGAUUUGCAUGUUCAACUGGUGAUGGAGAAAGUGGAGAAGUCCUAAACGAUCCAAAUGAGGAUGAGGAUGAACAACUUGGGCAGGAGCAAUUUGCAUGUCGUUCGAAGGAUGUUGGAGUAAUUGCUGAAGUCUUAAAUUCAUGCAUUGACCCUGAAGAGGAUGAGGAACAGGAGCGAUUUUCAUGUUCAACGGGUGAUGGAGAAAGUGGAGAUGUCCUAAACGAUCCAAAGGAGGUUGAGGAUGAACAACUUGGGCAGGUGUGUGCCAAGAAAAACUUUACUGCUGGUCCCUCUCAUGGGACCACAGUUCUAUGGCUUCGGGUUUCCCCUACGCAUAUUUUAGUUGCUGUUGACUCGAGAGAAACUCAGAUGUAUAAAGUUUCAGAUCCUAAUCUUAAAGAUCUGGAAAUGCUAAAUAACGAUGCUGCAUGCAAAUUUGCCGUGAUCUUGAGAACAAACUUCCUCACGUUAGUCGGAGACACCAACAGAUGUCAUAACAUGGUCUCCUUUGUCCAAGAUGAAAUUAUUAGUCGGAAUUUGCCGGAGGAGCUGUCUAAUGUUGUCAGCCUUGCCCAUGAAUUCUUCUUUCGAUUUCCUCGCAGUAGAAAUGAAGUGCAUUCCACGAUUCACAUCUGUGGCUGGUUACCUCGUGAACACUUUUCUUUGCCACUCUAUGUAAAUGAAGAAGUGUUUGGAGGUGGGAGUGGGUCACUUAAUGCACAGAACCGUUUACGAGGGUAUGCCUCAAAAGAUAUACAUGCUCUUGUGUGGGAAAUGAUGAUAGCAUCUAUAGAAGAUCUUUACACUGGAGGGCUAAUAAGAGUUUAUUCUCUUAAGGAACUAGGGGUAUUCCACUUGGAAUAUGAAAGAGGUCUCUUUGAUGAGUUAUGCAGUCAGAAUGGAAUGUUUCAUGACAUAAUUUUUGAUGGCAAAAGCAUGCUUGUGGUGGUUCAUCAAGAUGCAGUGCAGCUAAUUGGCCCAGCUGAUUUAGAGUUUCAUGUCAGGGAUAGAAGAAUCUGGUCAGGAAUAUCACGAACAAAUAUUCGGUGGCUCGGGUUUACGAAGGAUUCCCUUGUAUAUUCAGUCGCAUUGUCAUCUUCAGAGAUCUGCGAUCAGUGGUUCGCUAUGUGUCCUGUCACUCAAGGACGCAUUCGUCUUGGCAUUUACACAAACUUAAAUAACAUUUCUUGUCGGUAUGCUCUCGCAUAUGCGAACCACGAGAUGUUACAUGGGAUCCGGAACGCCCAAUCCUUUGAUGACUUGACUCAGCUGUGAUUUGGAGUUGGAAUGGAGUAUUUUUGAAACAAUGAAAUUUUGUAACAUUUUUAAAGUAGUAUUACAUGAAAUAGGGCAUGGUUGAGUUCUGUUUGCUACCUCUAUGAAGUGUUGAACAUAUAUAAAGAACAUCUUUAUUCCUGUUCCUUGUAUGGUGCUCUAUUUUCUCUUAUUUUAUUGUUACACUGCAAAUUCUUGAUUUUUUUAUUCAAUUUGAAAAUAUGCUAUCAGUGCAGCUUAUUGGAUCUGGAUUUUGGUUAGCUUGAACUUUCAAAUUUGGUUAGAUUGUUACACUUGCAAAUUCUUAUGUAUGUUCUGUUUUUGGUG